Molecule: messenger RNA, 2136 nt
Organism: Adineta ricciae
Lineage: Eukaryota; Metazoa; Rotifera; Eurotatoria; Adinetida; Adinetidae
Source: the annotation of a GenBank genome assembly
AUGCACCAGACACCUCAGAAGCAUGCUGACUUCUACAUAUCUUUAGCUAAUAGAAUUUUUUUUUCACUUAUAGUUUCUAACAACACGUUCGUCACUGCGCUUGCUUAUGCAACUAGCAGCAAUCCAUACUCAGUGGCAGUCGUCGAUGUCAAUGAUGACAACAAAUCUGAUAUAGUCACCGCUAACUAUGGCGCAAGUACUGUCAGUGUUCUUCUUAAUAAUGGCAAUGGAACCUUUUCUUCUCAAACUACUUAUGCAACUGGCACUCAACCACAAUCAGUGGCAGUCGUCGAUGUCAAUAAUGACAACAAACCCGAUAUAGUUACCGCUAACUAUGGUGCAAGUACUGUCAGUGUUCUUCUUAAUAAUGACAAUGGAACCUUUUAUGCUCAAACUAUUUAUGCAACUGGCACUCAACCAUACUCAGUGGCAGUCGUUGAUGUCAAUAAUGACAACAAACCUGAUAUAGUUACCGCUAACAAUGGCUCAAACAAUGCCAGUGUUCUUCUUAAUAAUGGCAAUGGAACCUUUUCUUCUCAAACUACUUAUGCAACUGGGAUUUAUCCACAAUCAGUGGCAGUCGUCGAUGUCAAUAAUGACAACAAACCUGAUAUAGUGACCGCUAACGCAGGUACAAGUACUGUCAGUAUUCUUCUUAAUAAUGGCAAUGAAAUCUUUUCUGCUCAAACUACUUAUGCAACUGGCACUCAGCCAGUAUCAGUGGCAGUCGUCGAUAUCAAUAAUGACAACAAACCCGAUAUAGUCACCGCUAACUUUGGUCCAAGUACUGUCAGUGUUCUUCGUAAUAAUGGCAAUGGAACCUUUUCUUCUCCAACUACUUAUGCAACUGGCAUUCAACCACGAUCAGUGGCAGUCGUCGAUGUCAAUAAUGACAACAGACCCGAUAUAGUUACCGCUAACUAUGGUGCACGUACCGUCAGUGUUCUUCUUAAUAAUGGCAAUGGAAUCUUUUUUUCUCAAACUAUUUAUGCAACUGGCGCUCAACCACAAUCAGUGGCAGUCGUCGAUGUCAAUAAUGACAACAAACCUGAUAUAGUCACCGCUAACGCUGGUUCAAGUACCGUCAAUGUUCUUCUUAAUAAUGGCGAUGGAACGUUUUCUUCUCAAACUAUUUAUGCAACUGGCAGUCAACCAUUCUCAGUGGCAGUCGUCGAUGUUAAUAAUGACAACAAAUCCGAUAUAGUCACCGGUAACUAUGGUGCAAGUACUGUCAGUGUUCUUUUUAAUACAGGUACUGAGACCUUUUCUUCUCAAACUACUUAUGCAACUGGCACCCAACCAUACUCAGUGGCAGUCGUCGAUGUCAAUAAUGACAACAAACCCGAUAUAGUUACCGCUAACAAUGUUGCAAACAAUGUCAGCGUUCUUCUUAAUAAUGGCAAUGGAACCUUUUCUUCUCAAACUACUUACGCAACUGGCACUCAACCACAAUCAGUGGCAGUCGUCGAUGUCAAUAAUGACAACAAACCCGAUAUAGUUACCGCUAACAAUGGCUCAAACAAUGUCAGCGUUCUUCUUAAUAAUGGCAGUGGAACCUUUUCUUCUCAAACUACUUAUGCAACUGGCUCUCAGCCACGAUCAGUGGCAGUCGUCGAUGUCAAUAAUGACAACAAACCCGAUAUAGUUACCGCUAACUAUGGUGCAAACAAUGUCAGUGUUCUUCUUAAUGAUGGCAAUGGUACCUUUCUUUCGCAAGCAACUUAUGCAACUGGUACUCAACCACGAUCGGUGGCAGUCGUCGAUGUCAAUGAUGACAACAAACCUGAUAUAGUCACCGCUAACUAUGGUGCAAGUACUGUCAAUGUUCUUCUUAAUAAUGGCAAUGGAACCUUUCGUUCUCAAACUACUUAUGCUACUGGGAUUUAUCCACAAUCAGUGGCAGUCGUCGAUGUCAAUAAUGACAACAAACCCGAUAUAGUCACCGCUAGCUAUGGUGCAAGUACUGUCAGUGUUCUUUUUAAUACAGGUGCUGAGACCUUUUAUGCUCAAACUACUUAUUUAACUGGCAGUCAACCAUGCUCAGUGGCAGUCGUCGAUGUCAAUAAUGACAACAAACCCGAUAUAGUUACCGCUAACUAUGGUGCAAACAGUGUCGGUGUUAGCUUACACUGCUAA